Dromiciops gliroides (monito del monte) is the source of this 1050-nucleotide messenger RNA. RefSeq names its product vomeronasal type-1 receptor 4-like. The record is from RefSeq and is a predicted model, not a curated record. Gene Ontology annotation, biological process: G protein-coupled receptor signaling pathway. Gene Ontology annotation, molecular function: pheromone receptor activity. Gene Ontology annotation, cellular component: membrane. Lineage: Eukaryota; Metazoa; Chordata; Mammalia; Microbiotheria; Microbiotheriidae. The transcript has a single exon. Bases 1 to 1050 code for a protein of 349 amino acids.
AUGAUGGUUAGUGAUAUAGUGUUGGGCAUUGUUUUCCUUAUUCAGAUAGGAGUUGGGAUUCUCGGAAAUGUCUUCCUCCUGGUCAUAUACAGCUCAAUUCUACUCACUGGACACAGGCUGAGGCCCAUAGAGUGUAUUUUCAGCCACUUAGCCUUGGCCAACUCAGAAGUGCUUCUCUCCAAAGGAAUUCCUUUGACAAUUGUCUGUUUUGGCAUCAAAAAUUUCUUGGAUUCUGCUGGGUGUAAAUUUGUUAUUUAUCUUAAUGCUAUGGCUCGGAGUGUUUGCCUCAGCAUCACCUGCCUCCUUAGUGGUUUUCAGGUCAUCACCAUCAGUCCCAGGACCUCCAGGUGGGCAGAACUCAAAACUCAAGCCCCAAAGUGCAUUAUCCCUUCCUGCUUCUUCUGCUGGUGCUUCUAUCUGUUGAUAAAUUUAACCUUGCUUGGGACUCUGCAUAACUUAAAGCAUAUGACUAAUAAUAGCAAGAUGUGGCAUCUAGGAUAUUGCUCAAUUUUAAUUCCUGACUCAUUUAAUGCCACAUUUUUUGCGAUUGUCUUUUCUAUUCCUGAUAUUAUUUGUUUGGCAUCCAUGAUCUGGGCCAGUGCCUACAUAAUGCUUCUCCUGCACAAACACCAUCAGCAUGUCCGACAUAUCCACAGUUCUCAUCUCUCCCCUAGAACUUUCCCUGAGAAAAGAGCCACCUAUUCUGUCCUCCUACUACUGAGCACAUAUGUCACUUUUUAUUCUAUUAAUUCCAGCUUGUCAUUUUAUUUCUUUAAGAAUGGAAAACCUCACCCUGGGCUCAUGGCCACCUCAGACUUCUUAGCAGCAUGGUUCCCAACCAUCAGCCCUUUUGUGCUGAUCUUCUGUGACUCCCAAGCCCUCAAACAUUGGUAUGCUUUGUGGCAUAGGAGACAUUCCUGUCUACUCUGCAAUAAUGUCCCCAACCAUAUCCCCUCCCAGCAUUCUGCCCUAACGCUGACAAGCAAAUGUCUUUCAGAAGCUGCUGGGAGAGGGGCAAGGUCAGUGGAAUAUAAGUAUUAUAGGAACUAA